AUGCCGAGCCUGCCAUUGGACCAGAUCCAGGUCACCCAGAAGGAUCCGGGGAGCGGAAGGCAACGCUCCAUCAGCGCCCUGGACCCAAAGAGAGUGCAGUCCAGGAACUUUAUAACAUAUACUCCACCACCUGACAAAUGUGGUCCUGCUGUUCUGGAGGAGUUUUUGGAAAGGGCAGAUUUUAUCACAAAGGAUUUGCAAUGGUUAUUAUCACUGCCACACGAUCGUUUCUGGUGCCAGGUGAUAUUCGAUGAAUCUUUGCAGAAAUGUCUGGACUCGUAUUUGAGCAAUGCUCCCCGUAAAUAUGAUCGAUGUAUGCCAUUCCCGCCUGCUGUACAGCAGGUGCAGAACAAACUUCAUCACUAUGUUUUUCUAACCUUCCUGCGAAUGUCAACACACAAAGAAUCAAAGGAGCAUCAUAUUACUCCCUCUGUGUUCGCUGAGAUUAUUUACAACAACUAUCUUUUCGACAUUCCAAAACUUUUGGAUGUAUGCAUUCUGUUUGGUAAAGGGAACUCUUCUCUUCUACAGAAGAUGAUUGGUAACAUUUUCCAGCAGCAGCCAAGCUAUUACCAGGAUCUUGAUGACAGCAUACCUACAUUACUACAGGUAUUCAGUUCCAUUAUGAAGGUUUGUGGCCUUCAGCAGGAUGAGUGUGAAGAACCCCUGAAGCUGGGAGAUGAGAAACCUACAUCACCUCUAGAUAUGGCAGAGCAGGAAUUACAAGAUACAGUUUUUUAUCUCUGUGACACAUCCAGCACAAUAUGGGCGUUCCUCGAAAUCUUUCCAUCUGCCUCUCAGACUUUACAAAAACACAAUUUCUUGAGUAGUCUGAGUUCCUUUUAUGAAUUAUGUUGCCCGGAGCUUGAAUCUGCAAUUAUAAAGAGGAAAUUUGCGGAUAAAAGCAUACAGCUGGAUCUUUGGAGAAGGUUGUGUCACUCCAGAAAGAAGUUGUUAGAAAUCUCUCACAUCCUUAUCAGCAACACCUGUCUUCAGCCCAUUUUGGAACGCAGUGCAGAAAACAUUCAACCCUAUGUGGAAGAAUUCUUGCAAAUAUUAACACAUCUUCUUCCAGAAAGGCGGUUUCUGUGUGAUUACGAUGAGCAGUUCCCAGUAGCUGAGGAUAUCGGCUUGCUGCAACAAGUUUCCCCUUCACUUGAUGAGACUCGAACCACUUACCUAUUGAAUGGUGUGAAGAGCGCAUGGACUGAGGCUCGGAAAUUCAAACCACACAUUCCAAUCCUUGCGCCGUCCUGUGCAGAGAGAGUUACUGAAGGAGCAUGUGGAAGUACAGAACAAAACUCACAGUACCUAGAUGAACCUGAAUGCUUAGGAGCCGCAGCAGCACCUUUGCCAAGUGGAGUGGAGCUGGACUCCUUGGUGUCACAGGUGAAAGAUUUACUCCCUGAUCUUGGAGAGGGAUUCAUAUUAAAAUGCCUUGAAGAAUAUAAUCACAAUGCUGAAAUUGUUAUUAACCACUUAUUGGAGGACAACCUGUCACCCCGUCUAUGGGAACUAGAUCGCACCAUGCCUAGGCAGCAGAAAGUGGAUCCAUGUCCUCUUGUCUCUUCAAGAUCAAAUGUGUUUGCAGAUGAUGAAUUUGAUGUCUUCAGCAGAGACGUUGUGGAUACAUCAAGGAUUUGGAGAGGGAGAAAGAAACCUGAAACUGCUGCACAGCUGCUGGCAGAUAAAAGUGCAAUACUGGCCCAGAAAGAGCGCGCUACAGUCAGUAUAGUAUGGUUUCUGAAGAACAUACAGUGGAUGCAGAUUACGAUGAUGAGUAUGAUGAUACAUAUGAUGGGAACCAGAUUGGAGCAAAUGAUGCAGAUUCUGAUGACGAGCUGAUCAGUCGCAGGCCGUUCACCAUUCCUCAAGUGUUAAGAUCCCGAGACCAAGAAAAUGGUGUAGAGGAGGAGAUAGAUGAUGAUGAGGCUGAAGACGAAGCUGUUCCAAAGCCUGAUCACUUUAUUCAGGACCCUGCAGUGCUAAGGGAACGAGCAGAGGCAGAAGAGCAAAUUAUUAUGCAAGGAAAGGUUUCCGACAUGACAACACAUCAGCUGUUACGGGAACAGCCCGUGGCCAGGGACAAAGUCGUGACACAGUUCAGGAGCGCAGGAAAAAAGAAGCAAACAAGGGAGCAAGGGCAAAUCAUAACCGAAGAGCAAUGGCAGACCGCAAGAGGAAUAAAGGAAUGAUACCAUCCUAG
Staurois parvus is the source of this 2206-nucleotide messenger RNA. NCBI's taxonomy places the organism in Eukaryota, Metazoa, Chordata, Amphibia, Anura, Ranidae. The record is from the annotation of a GenBank genome assembly.